This is a messenger RNA of Spizellomyces punctatus DAOM BR117, 3001 nucleotides long. RefSeq lists its product as uncharacterized. NCBI's taxonomy places the organism in Eukaryota, Fungi, Chytridiomycota, Chytridiomycetes, Spizellomycetales, Spizellomycetaceae. Gene Ontology annotation, molecular function: ubiquitin binding. The record is from RefSeq and is a predicted model, not a curated record. Bases 184 to 2670 code for a protein of 828 amino acids. The transcript is spliced from 14 exons.
CAGCUUCAGCUGUCAACGGACUUGAGCAUUUCGCUACUCUCCAUCUCACCGAAACCUCUUUUCGUCUCUGAAAUCACACAAUGAAUGUCCCAACGUGUCGAUGAAAUCAAUGCCACUUAGAGCGUCGUCUGCAAAACAACGGCAACAAGCUGGCUGCCAGUAGGCUGCCAGAAUAACAGGAUAAUGACUCUUCAUUCUUUGUGCGAGCUAUUCCCGCAAUAUCCCAAGGAGGAGCUCGCCGUAUUGCUUCAGCAAGAGAAUGGGAAUGUCGAUGCUGUGGUGGAGACAAUGCUAUUGAAGCAUAAUGUUGGACCUGUGGAACGUGCGAGCAAUGGAACAAUUGUGGAUCUAUCGACAGACGAUCUUGAGAUAACAACCUCGAAUGCACAGGCCAGCGACAGUACUGCCCCAACGACUGGUCCACCAACUCCUAGCCGCCAACCGCAAGACGUACUAUGCGAAAUGUUCCCGGAUGCUCAUACCGAUUAUCUUGAAGACAUUCUCCGAGCGCAUAUGGGUGAUAUAGCAGCUGCGUCUGAGGCAGUUUGUGCAGCCGAUGGCAAAUAUCCGAAGCGCGCGGACUUUUUUGCUCGGGGCCAGAAGCGUGGUGCGGAGGAUGACGAAGGUUCAAAGCGCAAGAAGCGGGAUUAUACAGUUGUCCUUGAAGAGCCUAUGACCCGCUCGUACAUAAAUUCAUGUUAUCAACAACUUCAAAUCGAUUACCCGGAAAUACCUGCAAAUAAUAUUAAAACGGAGCUCUCCAAUUUCAACCACCAAUACACUCCUACCUUCAACCGUCUUAAAGAAAUGCGAUCUAAUCCCACGCCACCUUUCAAGCGACUCACCAGGGGUCGUCACCCUGGCAAAGCGCCGGUGCAUCCACCGGAUGAAACAUUUCUCAAGGAAUGGGAAGCGCUGCUAAAACAGAUUGCUGAGGAGGAUAACAAGGAAAACACACCAGUCGAAUGUGGAUGUUGUUAUUGUGACUAUAACAUGGAUGACAUGACGCAAUGUGACGAAGGCCAUCUUUUCUGUAAGGAAUGCGCGAGGAAGGCGGCUGAGAACUCCAUUGGGCUUCGCAAAAUUGAGUUGAAAUGUUUACACAAUGGAGGGUGUGAAUCACUUUUCCCUCCCGCGGCCAUUGAGCAAUUUCUUCCAGAGAAGAUGUGGAAAGGGUAUUUAAAGCUGUGUCAGGAAGUGGAUCUCGAAAGGGCUGGCAUACCAGACUUUCACUCAUGCCCAUUCUGCCCGUUUGGUGCGAUCGUCUCGACAAACGUUGAGGAAGAUAAAUUGUUCUACUGUCGAAACGAGGAAUGCAUGGCCGUGUCAUGUCGAAAAUGCAAUAGAAGGAAUCAUGCGCCACUCACUUGCGAAGAGUCAAAAAGCGAGGACGUCUUAGAUGUCAAACAUCAGAUAGAAGAAGCCAUGACUGAAGCACUUUUGCGAGAGUGCCAUUCGUGCAAGAAAAAGUUUUACAAGGAAGAAGGGUGCAAUAAAAUGACAUGUACUUGUGGGGCAGUCAUGUGUUACGUGUGUCGGCAGCCUGUGCGUGAUUAUACACAUUUCAGAGACGGCGUCGUACCUGGAACCCCUGGAGCAAAGUGUCCUUUGUUCGAAAAUACAAUAACUCGAAAUGCUGAAGACGUCCAGCGUGCAGGCCAGGAAGCGAUUUUGACUGCAAAGCUACAGAAUCCGGAGAUUGAUGAAUCCAAAAUAAAGAUCGACCUGCCAACGGUGCCUCCAGCUGGAGCCGCAAAUCAGGGCGUCAACCACAUCGGACAGAUUGCAGAGCAGUUUCAGCAACUGCAGGACCAUCUCCAGCGCGUAGAUGAUCUCCUCAACCGAGCAGGAAAUAAUGUCCGCCGUCAACCUUUUGUUUUCCAGAGGUACCAGGGCCAACCACGACCGCCCCGACCGCCGGCUCCCCCGCCAGCGCCAGGCCAUGUCCCAAGAAGAGGCAGAUUCGCACAUCCAAUUGGAAACGGAAGCCGAGAAAUACCCUCUGAGCCCCCACCACCGCAGACCCACGCAGGCCCUGCUCAACCCCGCCAGCCGCAUCGCGCGCCACGGCCAGCGGUGGGUCCCGCUCCAAAUGCUCGGCCAUAUCCGCCUCGGUUUGGUGGAAAUCACGGUCAAGCUCCACGGCCCACAGCGCCUAAUGGCAAUCAUCGAGCACAUCCCUACCGGCCAUUUAGACGCCAAGACCAACAUGCCCUGCGUCCACAAACCGUGCAUCAACCACUGCCUGCUUUCGCCACCCAUCGCCCGCAUCCCGCGCAAGGACAAGCACCUGCUCUCGUUAAUGAUCAGCAACAACAUACUGUGAACCCAUCAGAGCCCGUCUUCACUGCACCAAAUCUACGAACAGGCGGUCAAGCUAGCACAGGGCCAAGGCGAUCGAAUCGGAAUGCUAGUACAAGAAAUCUUCCACCACCGCCUAUUGCAGCACCCGUAGCACGUCCACACGUAUCACGUCCACACGCAGCAACUGAUGACGACAAUGACAUCCUAGGUGAUGACGACAUCCCGGAAAACGUGAUUGAACUUCUUGAUGGUAAUGUCCUCAAUGAGGCACGGCGACCUGUGCGAGGGUCUGCGGGUGGGCGCCAGGACGCACCUGGUCGGAAUCCCCGCCGCGCGACCGCUGGCAGUGUCAUAGAAAUCGAUUGAUUAUCAGCAUUAUAUCUGGCGUAUAUAGAUCACGAAGGUUUGAUGCCCUCUAGUGGGUACUUGGCCGAUCGUCAGUACACACGAUUCACAUUGUAUACCUAAGCAAAGAGCUGGUAAAUGCAGUGUUCAUUUGUGACGAUAGCUAAAUUAGACAUUACUAUUAUAAGAGUAGUGUGUCACUUGGGUUUCGUUACGUAUUAAUGGAUCAUAUACUGAAGUUUGCGGGAGAGGAUUAUUGAAAACGUGUCUGGAGGGUUUACAGGGCUUUUGGGCGAGACGCAGAGGGGAUAAGAGGCGUUACGCAUAUAUUGUUAAGAUUCUGCCAGGAUCC